AUGGCUGGAGAAAUAUUAUCCUGGGAAGAUAAAUAUGAAAUCAUUACACGUAAUUUGCAAGAAGUUAUCGGUGAAGACCGUCUGCGCAACAUUUUGCAAGAACGAAGUCUUCGUGUGUAUUGGGGAACGGCUCCGACUGGUCGACCCCAUAUUGGUUACUUUACACCGAUGUGUAAAUUGGCCGAUUUUCUUCGUGCAGGUUGUGAAGCUCUCGAUGAAGAAUAUCUGAAGGUCGAUGCUCAAUUCGGUGGUGUUGAUCAACGAAAAAUUUUUGUUUAUGCAGAAGAAAAUCUUCCAAAGCUGGGUUAUCGUAAACGCAUUCAUUUAAUGAAUCCAAUGAUUCCCGGUAUAACUGGCACACCAAUGCAUGCUAGUGAUGAGGCAAGCAAAAUUGAUCUGCUCGAUCCAGCGGAAAAAGUCACAGCGAAACUUAGAAAAGCUUUUUGUGAACCAGGAAAUGUCGAAAAAAAUCCAAUACUUGCGUUCUGCGAGAAAGUUGUUUUUCCAUUACUUAAAGACGAAUGUAUGUAA
Rotaria sp. Silwood1 is the source of this 531-nucleotide messenger RNA. The record is from the annotation of a GenBank genome assembly. Lineage: Eukaryota; Metazoa; Rotifera; Eurotatoria; Philodinida; Philodinidae.